AUGUAUCCAAAUCUACUCUUGUUUCUGAUCACAAUAUCCUCCCUCCUCCCCGCCAUCACCGGCCAAACCUUCCCCAAGAUAGACCUAGGCUAUGCUAUCCACACCCCAACGUUCAUCAACACUACCGAAUCAGGUGCCAAAAUCGGCCUAUACAACAACAUCCGCUUUGCGCAGCCACCCACCGGCAACCUCCGCUUUCGUAAACCAGUCACUCCCCCGUCCCAUGAGAACGGCAUCCAGGAUGGUCGAGAUCGACUCACAACAAGUGACUGCGUCAGUACUGUGCAUCCGCAGGCUCCGUUUCCGGGGAUAAAUGGGACCUCCUGGGGGCAGGAGGAUUGUCUUUUCCUGAAUGUGUGGGUGCCGGAGGGUGUGCGCGAGGGGGACAAUGUGCCGGUUAUGCACUGGCUGCACGGGAGUGCGUUUGCAUUUGGAAGUAAAGACAUGUUCGGGGAUGGGUUUGGUCUCAUGGAGUCGACCAAGGGAAGGGACGAUCGGUUUAUCUUUGUGGCGAGUAAUUACCGGUUUGUUUCCCUUUCCGUACUUACUAUGAGCAUUGUUGAUCAUAUUUACAGGAUGGGGUUGUAUGGGUGGGUAUCCUCUGCGCACGAAGAUAUGGAUGCCAAUGUGGGGCUCCAUGAUGGUAUUGCGGCGCUGGAGUGGACAAAGAAGUACAUCUCUCGGUUUGGUGGUGAUCCUGCCAAUAUCACUGUCGGGGGGCAGAGCGCGGGUGCGGCUAUGAUUGCCAUGAUGCUUGUAGGGAAUGGUGGAAAUGGUACUCUUCCUUUCCAGAAAGCAUUUCUGUCAUCCCCUGCUCUCAUGCCGAGAAGGAACGUAACAGAGCGUCGCCAAGAGGUUUAUGAUCAAGUACUACAAACUGGGAACUGCUCAUCCCUCGCCUGUCUUAGAAAUGCACCGCCACCCGCCCUAGCUACCAUAAAUAAAAAAGCUCUAAACCUCCCUGGAGCCUCGGGAGGAGGGACCCUGGGUCCUGGAAUUGGUAUCGGCCCGUUCCCAGAUGGGAAGUACUUACUCGAUGCAGUUCCCGUUAUGCUCCAACAAGGCCGAUAUCACAAGAAUAUCAAAGCGGUAAUGUCUGGGAACAUGGCAGCAGAGGGAUUUGGGAUGACUACAGAUGUCAGCACGUACGAAGACUUUGCCACGUUGGUCCGACGCCUGGUCCCAGAAGCUACUAAUGCCACCGUUGGACAUAUCCGGGACAUGUAUCCCUUUCCAGAUUCGCAGAUUCAACUGGCUGCAAACUCUUGGACGACUGAUGCAGUGUUUGCUUGCAAUGCGAGAGCUGUUGCAAAGGCUUAUGGAAAUAGAACCCAACGGUAUCUAUUUUCGGUGCCGCCCGCUAUACAUGGAUUGGAUUCGUUCUACUAUUUCUACAGAUCCGGUGCUGAAUUGCCUGUUCCUGUAAAUGUUUCUCUCGCCAGACAAUUUCAGUCAGAGGUCGUAAAGUUUACUACAGGAAAGUCAAAACAGGAUAACAGGACAUCUAACUGGCCUUUGUAUGCCCCAGGGGCAAAGAUGAUCAAUGUCACACUCGAGGGAAUUGAACAGAGCGUUGACCCUUCGGCUAACUGUGAGAUUAUCUUGAAGACUAUCAUGGAUAAGAGAAAUGGGGCAUGA
Messenger RNA from Aspergillus nomiae NRRL 13137, 1638 nucleotides. RefSeq names its product putative carboxyl ester lipase, zebrafish. NCBI's taxonomy places the organism in Eukaryota, Fungi, Ascomycota, Eurotiomycetes, Eurotiales, Aspergillaceae. The record is from RefSeq and is a predicted model, not a curated record. The coding region runs from base 1 to 1638 and encodes 545 amino acids. The transcript is spliced from 3 exons.